CGGUGUAGAUCAGGUGAACGAGCGGGGAGGGAGUGGCCAUGCACGCAGGUGAACGGAAAGAAGGAGGACAGCCUGAGAGGCACGGUAAGAGGAGAAGAUCCAUGAACAUGUUAAACCCUUGAUUAUGACUUAAUCUGAAAGAAGGCCUUCAGGAUGGUGAAUUCGGGUCUUUGUUGUGGCAGUCUGAAGGAUAACAAGAUCCUGAUGAAAAUGGGUUUGGGACUGGUGCUGGUUGGUCAUGUGAACUUCUUGCUGGGUGCACUGGUACAUGGGGUUGUGCUCAGACACAUAAAGGUGUUCACUUGGAACCGGAAACUCAUCUACCCUAUCUCCAAUGUCAUUGCUCUUGUGGCAGGACUCAUGGCAAUUAUUGGUGGAAUCUCAGCUAUUGUUCUCUCAAAGAACAAGAAAAACCAGCUGCUGAGUUGGUUUCUACUAAUUGUUAGUGUCCUGGGGUGCCUUUUGGGUGCUGCCUCUGCAGUGGGGAUCAGUAUUGCCACAGGGAGGGCCAUACAUCAGGAAGGAGACACUCUGUUUACCCACUGCAACCUGUCUAGCAACAUAAGUUACUACAGCAUCACAAAUGAAUGCCCCUUUGACCCCACACGCAUCUAUGGUACUACAUUAAUCCUAUGGGUUCCGUUGAUUCUUAUGUCAGUGGUGGAGGUUGUAUUCUCCUGUCGCUGUUUCUUGGCCUGCACUUCUUUCCUCCGGAUGCGCUGCCCGUGGAGAAGAACUGUCACUAGGAGGGUGCGCGUCCAGCUGCCAGAAGAAACCGCACUGCCACCAGAAGAUGAUUUAAAUGAGGAGGAACCAGCAGAACAGCAUGACCUACUUGACAAAGACACGGUUGCUGUGGAGACUAGUGAUUGGCUAUAAUACAAAAAUUAUAAAUCACAUGAACAAUCAGUGCUUUUCAUAACUGCUGCAUGACAGCGGACCAAGACAUACCAAGUGUCAAUGCACAUAAAAUGACUGAAGUGGUUAGCAGGUGAAGCAUGCUCUGACAUCUAAUGAAUCUUCAGUCUUAAAGGGUCAGACUGUGUGACUAAGCCAAGUACUAUUGGCUUCACCAUGUAAAGUGCACAAUGUUUUAUAUAUUUACAUCAUGAACAUGUUUGUGUGUUUUGUUGCAUAUUUUCUACAUUGAUGGGAUUCUUUGUUACAUUUAUAUAAAAUGUUUUUCUCUUCGUAACUGAAUUCCUAAAUUUGCUCCUAAUAAGAAUUACGGGUCAAAUAUAUAUCUCUAUAAUCA
This is a messenger RNA of Ctenopharyngodon idella (grass carp), 1255 nucleotides long. RefSeq names its product transmembrane protein 54a (gene tmem54a). The transcript has 6 exons. NCBI's taxonomy places the organism in Eukaryota, Metazoa, Chordata, Actinopteri, Cypriniformes, Xenocyprididae. The coding region runs from base 154 to 879 and encodes 241 amino acids. The record is from RefSeq and is a predicted model, not a curated record.